GGCCUCCGAGCUCCGCGCAGCUGCGGGAUUGCAGGCGCGGCGUGUGCCGCCCUGCUCGGCCCUGGCUCUUGCCCGUCCUGUGGGCCCGGCCGCCCCUCCCCGAGCUCGAGGGACCGGUUUGGGACCGGAGCGCAAGGCAGGCCCAGGGGCUGCGCCUCCCCUCCCCGGUGUCCCAGGCCGGCCGUCCCACCGCGCGGGGCGGCUGCGUCAUUGCCCAAGUGGCCUGGCGCCCCAGGAAGGCUGGCUGCAGGCUCCUGGUGCCCCUCUGUGCCGUCGGGCCUCCCGUGGAGCACAGCGUGGGGUCCCAGCCGCGGGCUGGCAUCGCUCAUCUGCAGUGGCUGAGACCCCAUGUUCAGAGGGGUCGUGUCUCUCCCACAGCCUGGGUGUCAGCCAGCCUGUGUCCUGAGAACGGGCCAGCAUGCCCAAGAUAACCCUGAACGGCGUGGCCGUGGAUUUCCCAUUCGAGCCCUACAAAUGCCAGGAGGAGUACAUGAGCAAGAGAGUAAAUGGCAUCCUGGAGAGCCCCACCGGCACGGGGAAGACGUUGUGCCUCCUCUGCAGCACGCUGGCCUGGCGGGAGCACCUCCGUGACGCCAUCUCUGCCCACAAGAUUGCUGAGAGGGUGCAAGGGGAGCUUUUCCUUGAUCGCACCUUGUCAUCCUGGGGAGAUGCCGCUGCAGAUGCCGGCGCAGCUUGCUACGCGGACAUCCCAAAGAUCAUUUAUGCCUCCAGGACCCACUCACAGCUCACUCAGGUCAUCCGCGAGCUGCGGAACACCUCCUACCGGUGCACACGCGGGUCACGUGUUGAGGUGCUCCGCGGUGGCCCCACAGCUCACGCUUGUGCUGCUGGAUGGCACCAGGGCUGGUGCUCUGGUUCCUGGGCCCACGCUCUCCCUCCCGCCAGGCCGAGGGUGUGUGUGCUGGGCUCUCGGGAGCAGCUGUGUAUCCACCCCGAGGUGAAGAAGCAGGAGAGCAACCACAUGCAGAUCCACCUGUGCCGAAAGAAGGUAGCAAGUCGUUCGUGUCAUUUCUACAACAACGUAGAAGAGAAGAGCCUGGAGCAGGAGCUGGCUACCCCCAUCCUGGACAUCGAGGACCUGGUCAAAAGCGGGAACAAGCACAAGCUGUGCCCCUACUACCUUUCUCGGAACCUGAAGCAGCAGGCUGACAUUAUCUUUAUGCCUUACAACUACUUGUUGGACACCAAGAGUCGCCGGGCACACAGCAUCGACCUGAAGGGGACGGUCGUGAUUUUCGACGAAGCUCACAACGUGGAGAAGAUGUGCGAGGAGACGGCAUCCUUCGACCUGACCCCGCAUGACGUGGCGUCUGGGCUGGACGUCCUAGACCAGGUUUUGGAGGAGCAGACCAAGGCGGCACAGCAGGACGAGCUCCGCUCGGAGUUCAGUGCUGACUCUGUCAACUCAGGGCUGCACAUGGAGCUGGAAGACCUCGCAAAGCUCAAGAUGAUCCUGCUGCGCCUGGAGGCGGCCAUCGAUGCUGUCGAGCUGCCUGGGGACCACAGCGGCGUCACCAAGCCAGGGAGCUACAUCUUCGAGCUGUUCGCGGAGGCCCAGAUAACGUUUCAGACCAAAGGCUGCAUCCUCGACUCCCUGGACCAGAUCAUUCAGCACCUGGCAGGACGCACGGGGCUGUUCAGCAACACAGCAGGCUUGCAGAAGCUGUCGGACAUCAUCCAGAUCGUGUUCAGUGCAGACCCUGCCGAGGGCACGCCCGGCUCCUUGGGGGGGCCUGGGGCCUGUCAGUCCUACAAGGUUCACAUCCACCCUGAUGCUGGUCACCACAGGAAGGGUCCUCGGUCGGAUGCCUGGAGCAGCACGGCUGCCAGAAAGCCAGAGCUGAGGCUGCUCGUGACACGAGGAUGGGUCUGUGCUGGGCCCCCUGUGGCUUUUGGUGUGAAGCUGGCCUGCCCUGGCCGAGGGAAGGUGCUGAGCUACUGGUGCUUCAGCCCCGGCCACAGCAUGCGGCAGCUGGUGCAGCAGGGCGUCCGCACCGUCAUCCUCACCAGCGGCACGCUGGCCCCCGUGUCCUCCUUUGCCCUGGAGAUGCAGAUCCCUUUCCCAGUCUGCCUGGAGAACCCACACGUCAUCCACCAGCAGCAGAUCUGGGUGGGCAUCGUCUCCAGAGGCCCCGACGGAGCCCAGCUGAGCUCUGCCUUUGACAAGCGGUUUUCGGAGGCGUGCCUGUCCUCCCUGGGUAAGGCGCUAGGCAACAUCGCCCGCGUGGUCCCCCACGGGCUCCUGGUCUUCUUCCCGUCCUACCCCGUCCUGGAGAGGAGCCUGCAGUUCUGGCGGACCCACGACUCGGCCGGGAAGCUGGAGGCGCUGAAGCCCGUGUUCGUGGAGCCGCGGAACAAAGGCGGCUUCUCCGAGGUGGUGGACGCCUACUACGCACGAGUCGCCUGUCCCGGCUCCACUGGGGCCACUUUCCUGGCCGUGUGCCGGGGGAAGGCCAGCGAGGGGCUGGACUUCGCAGACAUGAAUGGCCGAGGUGUGAUCAUCACGGGCCUGCCGUACCCCCCACGCAUGGACCCCCGGGUUGUCCUCAAGAUGCAGUUCCUAGACGAGAUAAAGAACCACAGGGGCCCAGGGGGCCAGCUCCUCUCCGGGCACGAGUGGUACCGGCAGCAGGCGUCCAGAGCUGUGAACCAGGCCAUCGGGCGGGUGAUCCGUCAUCGCCAUGACUACGGGGCCAUCUUCCUCUGUGACCACAGGUUCGCCCACGUGGACGCCAGGGCCCAGCUGCCCUCCUGGGUGCGCCCCCACGUCAGGGUGUACGACAACUUCGGCCCUGUCAUCCGCGACGUGGCCCAGUUCUUCCGCGUGGCUCAGAACACUAUGCCUGUGCCCGCCCCCCUGCUUGCUGCCCCAAGUUUGGGUGAGGGAGCCGCUGCUGCCGUGGUGGCCGCGUUGCCUGGGCCCCUCUCCACCAGGAAGGCCAAGAGUCUGGACGUGCACGUCCCCAGCCUGAGGCGGACACCCACGGGGUCGCCGGCUGCCAGGGACACCGAGAGCAGCCUGUGUGUGGAGUAUGAGCAGGAGCUGGGCCUCGCCCCGCGGAGGCCUGUGGGACUGCUGGCCGCCCUAGAACACAGCGAGCAGCUGGCCGGGGGGCCUGGGGACAAGGCCCCCCCCGGGGAGGAGCAGGCACUACACCUCCCCACCUCGUCCGUCCCACGUGAGAAGAGGGCGGCCCAGGAGCAGAGAGCGGGGCGGAGGAAGAUCAGGGUGCUGGGUGACCGUCAGGAGGGGCCGGCAGCCGAGACGCAGGCGGGCAGGGCCAAGCUGUACAUGGUGGCCGUGAAGCAGGCGCUGAGCCAGGCCAGCUUUGACACCUUCACCAGGGCCCUGCAGGACUACAAGGGCUCCGACGACUUCGAGGCGCUGCUGGCCUGCCUCGGCCCUCUCUUUGCCGAGGACCCCAAGAAGCACGGCCUGCUCCAAGGCUUCUACCAGUUUGUGCGGCCACACCACAAGCAGCGGUUCGAGGAGGCCUGCGUGCAGCGGACAGGCCGCAGCUGCGGCUACCAGCCCGAGCACAGUCUUCCGCAGCGGCGGGCGGCGGCCCCGGCCCCCAGGGGAAGCAGGGAGUGUGACUUAAAGCUGACCCUGUCCCAGGGGGUGGCCAGGCAGCUGGACCCCGGGCAGCACCUGAACCAGGGCGGACCACACCUGCUCUCCGGGCCGGCGCCUGCAGGAGACCCCAGCAGCCGGCCCGGGGAGGAGCCGAGAGACACCGCCGCACAGAGGCAAGGCCCGCCUGCCGCCAGCGCCUACUUGGCCGACGUCCGCACGGCCCUGGGGUCCGCGGGCUGCAGCCAGCUCCUGGCCGCCCUCACUGCCUACAAGCGGGACGAUGACUUGGAGAAGGUGGUGGCUGUGGUGGCCGCGCUCACCACGUCGAGGCCUGAGGACUUUCCGCUGCUGCAGAGGUUCAGCAUGUUCUUGAGACCUCACCACAAGCAGCGUUUCCGGCAGACGUGCGCAGACCUGAUGGGCCCGGCUGCCCCAAGCACAGGGGCUGCCCCAAGCACAGGGCCCGGGUCAGGCCCCCAGGAGGGGGCCCCCACCACGCCGCUGGACCUCACCCCUCCAGGCGCCCCCCAGCAAGAGAAGCCGGAGACCACCCAGAGCAAGAUCUCUGCUUUCUUCCCACCGAGGCCCGUCGGGGACGUGGGGGCUCCCAGGCAGCCCCCCAGCGCCCCGCGCAGGCACGCACAGCCCGAGUGGGCAGGCUUGGCGUGCCAGGGCUGCGGGCUGGAGGACACGGUCCCUUUCCAGUGCCCUGCCUGCGACUUCCACCGCUGCUGGGCCUGCUGGCGCCGGCUCCUCCAGGCCUCUAGGACCUGCCCGGCCUGCCACGCCCCCGCCAGGAAGCAGAGCAUCGCGCAGGUGUUCUGGCCAGAGCCCCGGUGAGCACGCAGACCCCGGGGCAGGUGGACGAUUCCAGGACACACAGCCCGGACAUGCGCUCUUCACGGGGUGUGGGCCUGCCCGGAAGGCCCCAAGCCGCCUCGGGGUCGGGGUGGCUGUCCGCGGAGAGGUGCAGGUUGGGAAGCCCCCUUGGCUGCUGACUGUGGGUGGAGCCCCGAGACCAGGACUGGAAGGUGGGGCACCCCGGUGCCCUGCCCUCUGGACCCCGUGGGGGCCCUGGACCUGCUUUUAAUCAGGUGACCGGCCGCGUAAUAAAGUUGCUGACACUGUC
Canis lupus familiaris (dog) is the source of this 4727-nucleotide messenger RNA. It is a transcript of the gene RTEL1, whose product is annotated as regulator of telomere elongation helicase 1. Gene Ontology annotation, molecular function: DNA polymerase binding; DNA helicase activity; hydrolase activity, acting on acid anhydrides, in phosphorus-containing anhydrides. Gene Ontology annotation, biological process: negative regulation of DNA recombination; telomeric loop disassembly; DNA replication. Gene Ontology annotation, cellular component: nucleus. The transcript is spliced from 36 exons. The record is from RefSeq and is a predicted model, not a curated record. NCBI's taxonomy places the organism in Eukaryota, Metazoa, Chordata, Mammalia, Carnivora, Canidae. The coding region runs from base 419 to 4438 and encodes 1339 amino acids.